CGUGCAAACAUCCGGUUUUGUGAAAAUGGAAAUAAAAUUGCAACAAUGCUUUGACUAACAGCUUUGACGCAGGGAGUGUUGCCACACUGUAGAUAUGUUUUCUCACAUUGUUUCCAUGCUGAUGAAAUGUAAAGAUGGAGGCUGGCAGCCUUGUUUCAAGCAGAGAGGACAUCUCUUCGUUGUUUCCUGAGCAAACGACUGGUCCCAAGAAUAAAGAUUUAAGCAGCCAGUUUUCCUCCGUGAGACAAGUACGUGGGGACGGAAAUUGCUUCUACAGAGCCCUCUUCUUUGCGCACUUGGAGUCAGUCUUACACAAUGCCAGGGCUCUGCAGAGAUUAAAGGAGAGAAUAGUUCAAACAUGUGAGGACUUCACCUCUGCGGGAUUUGAUGAGAGUUCCUUUAAGCAGCAAUUGAGCACAGUUGUAAAUGUCGUGGAGCAGUGUCAGGCUGAUGAGCAGGAGAACCAGCUACUGCGACUCUUCAAUGAGCAGUUGACCUCUGAUGGCGUGGUGCAGUAUCUCAGACUGCUCACUUCAGCACACCUGCAGAACAAUGCAGACUUCUUCUGCAACUUUGUAGAGGCACCAAACCUGCACAUGUACUGUCAGCAGGAGGUGAGGCUAUGGCGAUGGAGAGUGAUCAUGUGGACAUCUUAGCUCUUUCACAGGCCUUAGAUAUCUGCAUCCACAUAGUCUCCAUGGAGGGAGAUGACCAGCAGUUAGCUCACCACAUCAUUCCAGAGGGAGCCGAACCGUCAGUACACCUCCUGUAUCAGACGUCUCACUACACAUUCUCUACCCAGAUUGGAGCAAUGACAAGUAAUCCACAAGGACUCUCAGGGAAAUUGACCUUGGGUGGAAAAAUUCCAAAAACGGGCUCUUAGACAGAAAAACAGAUUUUUAUAAAAUCUUGCCGUGUACAGCGAAUGGACAGUAUUUUUUACACAUUUUUAUGAUAUUAUUCCAAUGAAUGAAACUGUCUUUAUGUAAAAAUCAGACUUAAAUUCCAUCAAUAUGAUCUCUGAACCACGUUUAUUAACAUGUCACUGCUGCUCUUCUUUCUUUUGUUUUUUCUGCUUCUGUCGAGCGCCUCUCUUCAACUUCUGUUCGCUCUCCUGUAAUGAUACCAUGGUGAGUGCACUUUCCUUCCCUGCUCGCGGCAGGUGAGGCAGGGAGAGCUUCCCCAUCUGGGUCGGGUACCUGGUCUUUAUCAAAUUCUUGAACACUGGCUGAGAGAUCAAAUGCUUCAAAUGCUUCUUCAUCCCCUUCACCAUUCUCUGCUGCUCCCUGUCAGUGUCCCUCAUUCUUCCCUUUGCCUGUAGAAAUACACAUCACAUUCAGCUGUCCGUAUUUGAAUUUUUAGCAUGACAGAAUGUGGGGACAGGAGAUUAUAAUACCGAUUAAAAGAUCGUCAUCCAGGUCCACCUCCAGGGCUUCUGCUGCCUGCCUGAACCAGGAGUUGUGGUGCUUUUCUCUGCUGUUGUGGAACUCGAUCUUUUCUAUCUGUCUGGCCAAGUUGACCCGCUCCUUUAUGGGGACACACACACAACUUUUAACAACCAAAUAUAAUCUCUUAACUGUCACAGAAAGAUGGUGAACCUAACACGGGUCUCACCUUGAUUGCCUCCAUGCAUGUGGUCUCUACAGGGAAUAAGGGGAGCUCCUCGUCCUUCCCGAGAGUCUUGUAAAAUCUUUUUGAAGUUCAUCAUGUCGUCUGGGCCGAUGAGCAGCAAACUGAGACCCUCUUUGGUGGCCCUUGCUGUUCUGCCGCUCCGAUGGACGUAGGUCUCAGACGUUCUGGGAACCUAGAUAGUUUUAUAUUAAUUACUAUUCUUGUUGAAAACAGGCAUGCACUUGUGUUUUGAAUUUGUUACUAGCUUUCAGAAAGUAAACAAAUGCUAUGAACGAAUGUCAAAACAGGCUAACCUGGUAGUGAAUAACAUGCUGAACGUUCGGGGAUAUCCAGUCCUCUAGCGGCCACAUCAGUAGUCAGCAAAAUGCAACUGUGAAAGACAUCAGGGAGCACAGGGAGGAAUUAAAAAAUGUAGGACCAUCAUAUAUGCAGGUGAAAAAUGAUUACGGGUUCAGUCUGUUCUUUUUUUUCUGAGACAGAAGUAAGGAUUCUUUGGUUUCAGUUGGUUUGUCCAUAAAAAAAAAAUGCAGUAGAGGUUGUCUUUUUUAAAGACUGUUACUAAAAUGUUAAAUUGUUGAUUUUCUAAGUAGAUACUAUAAAACACAACAUCUGAGAAUGUUACUUCUACGACACAAGAUUUGGAAGUUACCACGUUCAUAUUUUCAGCUAAAAUGUGCAACACAAACACAAGUCCAGACAAAUCUAGAUCACUCGACUUAUUUCUCAAUCCUGGACCUCAGAGAGGUAGAAAGUGAUACAGUUUCUGUCCUUUGUAGCAGCUUAUCUCUGUCGUUACACCUUUAAUAACCGUCAAAAUAUCACUACUGAAGAGAGUUCAUUUAACACAGAACCAACUGUUACUGUUUGUAAACUUGUGAUUAAGAAUGUAUUCUGUAUCAUGCAUGCAUUUUAAUAAAACUUAACAGAACUCUUAAA
Messenger RNA from Notolabrus celidotus (New Zealand spotty), 2568 nucleotides. RefSeq names its product ubiquitin thioesterase OTUB2-like. Gene Ontology annotation, biological process: negative regulation of double-strand break repair; protein K48-linked deubiquitination. The record is from RefSeq and is a predicted model, not a curated record. Lineage: Eukaryota; Metazoa; Chordata; Actinopteri; Labriformes; Labridae. Gene Ontology annotation, cellular component: nucleus. The transcript has 6 exons. Gene Ontology annotation, molecular function: ubiquitin binding; cysteine-type deubiquitinase activity. Bases 135 to 656 code for a protein of 173 amino acids.